AUGACGGACCCAUAUGCAAAGGAGGCUAUGUAUCAUCCUAGCCCGGGCGUUAGACGAGUCGAGCCGAAUGCCAUCCGCGCCUCUGGGAUUUGGUGGGGACAUCAAGCAAACCGAACACGAGAACGAUGGGGCACGAUACCGGCCAGACACAGCAGCUGGUCGUUGGGACGAAUAGAACCGCACAACCAUACCACAAAUGACAUUUACUUUUGUUUCCUGUACAUCUGCGCCAAAGCUGAAUAUUACGAAACGCUGCAGAACGACGGCUGCUCCGAGGCCGGUGACUUUUACAGUAACCCCCGAUCCUUCUCAGUUGGGAUAAGCAGGUCAGGUCUCGAACGACCAAAUCUGUGCAUCGCAAUGGGUCUGGAUGUGCGCAAAGAGCGUUGA
Messenger RNA from Sporothrix schenckii 1099-18, 390 nucleotides. RefSeq lists its product as uncharacterized. The coding region runs from base 1 to 390 and encodes 129 amino acids. The transcript has a single exon. The record is from RefSeq and is a predicted model, not a curated record. NCBI's taxonomy places the organism in Eukaryota, Fungi, Ascomycota, Sordariomycetes, Ophiostomatales, Ophiostomataceae.